Messenger RNA from Orbicella faveolata, 3872 nucleotides. Its product is annotated as QRFP-like peptide receptor. Gene Ontology annotation, cellular component: plasma membrane. The record is from RefSeq and is a predicted model, not a curated record. Gene Ontology annotation, molecular function: G protein-coupled receptor activity. Gene Ontology annotation, biological process: G protein-coupled receptor signaling pathway. Lineage: Eukaryota; Metazoa; Cnidaria; Anthozoa; Scleractinia; Merulinidae.
CAGAAACAGGACUAAAGAUACCCUUUUACAAGCGACCUAAAACAGGUAAUUUAUUUACCAAUCAUGGAUGAAAACUUCACAACUAACUCCACUUCUGUGACCAACCGAAAGUUGAUAACAAUAUGUUUCGAAUCUGACCACCCUGCCAUCAAAGCUAGUCGAGUGUUGGCAUACGUGAUGAUCCUACUUGUCUCACUGACUGGAAACACAUUGGUUAUUGGCGUUUUGUGGCAAGACAGAAAGAUGAGGAAACCAGUAAAUUAUCUCAUAGCAAAUAUGGCCGCCGCAGACUUGGCUAUAACUGUGGUAUACAUGCCCCGAAUGAUAUCAUCGGUCAUUCGAAGCUAUGACUGGCUGGUCAGAGGGACACUGGGUCUUGCCUUAUGUAAGACAGUUCCCACACUCCACUUGGUAUCGAUUAAAGUGUCUAUUCUAACUCUGGUGUUUCUGAGUGUCGAGAGAUUUCUGGCUGUUUCCGUCGUCAUAGGAAACAAGCUUACAGUUCGCAGAGUGAAGAUCAUUUUUCUCUUGGUUUGGUUGACGUCUUUGGCAGCUCACGUGCCUAACAUGUAUGCCCUGAAACUCACCCCUGGUCAGAAAGGCGCUCUGAUAUGCCGCGCGUAUCUUAACAAGUUCUUUGGAAGCUCCAAUGGAAGACGAAUCUACGACAACACUUUGACGGCCAUAUUUUAUGCCAUUCCCUUGUUUGUAAUAAUCGUCCUCUACUCCAUGACUGCAAUCAAGUUAAGAAAAAGGAAAGUCCCUGGAGACUUUGCCAAGGAGGAUGGAGGCAAAACACGCAGAGAAAAAAUGAACGCCAAUGUGUUUAAAACGUUGUUCUCCGUGACGCUGGCAUUUUUUACCUGUUGGCUUGCUUAUUUCAUCAUGCGCAAAGGAGUUAUCGGUGUUAGCAUAUCAUGCAAUGUACAGUUCAUUCGAUAUUUCUUCGCACAUGCCAAUAGCGCCAUUACACCUUGCCUUUAUAUCAUAUUUAGCCAAAAGUACCGCAGAUGCUUCAAGAGCAUCUUGACGCGCCUGGCCUGCCGUGUUCGACGUAGAGCGCAAAGCGGUACGACGCUGUCCCUGAUAUCCCAGUCUGCAACCAGCCUUGGGUCGUUGAGUGUGUUUCCUCAGAGUGUCAGCCUUGUCAGUCUCAAACUCAAGAUGGAGGACAGAAUGACACCCCGCGAAUGAAUCUCAGUGUUUCAAUAAUCACACACCUGUUUACUUCAAUACUAGCAAGAUUCAUGAACAACAGAAGAGAUCGGUCAAUGGUUAGUUAUACAGUUGGCUUUACCACUGGCAAGGGUGGUCUUGUCUUCUCGUUGUUUUUAGAGUGUGUAGCAAAGCGUUCCCGUACUUAAAACUUUUUCUGCAUUCUCAGAGCCGCGCACAAUAUGGAGCGAUAGCAAAAACUAAAAAUAAAAAAUCGACGAAGUAUGAUGUCGCUCCAAUUUGCGCGGGGCCAGAAUGCGGAAAAAGCUCUAUGUACGGGAACGCUUGUUUCGCAGACUAGCUGUUCUUAUACUUAUGAGGCUCGCACAUAUUUAGGAGAACCGGUGCAAAGGCUCUUUCACAAACUACAUGUAAUAAGUAUUUUUGCCAUAUGCAAAUUACAUGUAAUAUUGACAUGUGGGGAAACAUCACGGUUAAAAAUAGUGAUAGAUUAUUAAUGAACCAAGCCAUCAGUUAAUGGAUAGGAGAAAGAGACGGAGAAAUACAACGAUGAACGUGCAAAUGGUUGCAACUCUUCAUAGAGUCUUCAUAACUCUUUCGAACGAUUUUGAAAAUAUUCGCCCGAGGGCUCCUUGAAUUCUCUUCCACUCGGUCCAAUUGCCAUUUCUCUUCAAAAAGCCACUAACAAUGAGAAAGUUGUUGUAACUUCUAACUGACGGCUGGCCGGCUAACUACGCCGUCUAUAAAACGAGGAGACUGGAACAUUCCGGUAACGAACAUAACACACGAUGAAACUUUAUAUAACGAAAAGAUGUAGAAAUGCGAAAUUUUGCGGCACUUAGCAGAAAAUGAAAGCCAACCGCGAGAAAACAGCAGUGGAACUAAUCGCAAACAAACUAAAUUUCUUCUUGGCCGCUAAAAUGUUUAAAGGAAAACUGUGUGUAAACAGAUCUGAAAAACCUACACAUGGUAAAAAUUACUCGACCAGUUUAAAUUUUAAUUUUACUUUUCGUGCUCUUCUUUAUUAUUCCGGAAUGUUCCGUGCUCCUGAUUCCUGAUUUUCUCAAUGCCCAAUGAUGCGGCAGCCAUUUCAUUCUGUUCUUUCAAAUAGCUAUUAUGGGAUGCUCAGGGGGUAAAUUGGUAUGUAUUUGCCCCCCUAAGCAUUCCUGUUUGAAACAAUAGAAUUCAAAUGAAAAUGGCCGCUGUAUCACCGAAAAGGUCCAUUCACUGUAAUCAACAGUAGCUGAAUGCAGCAAAGAAGCCAUGUGUAGACAGUUGCCAAACGCUGGUACAAGUAGCAUGGAUACGAUCAAACUCGAUAAAAUGACAAUAGCAAGAGCAGACAGAGAGACAGCCAGCCAGACAGACAGACAGACAAACAGACAGCAAGACAGACAGGCUGAAGACAGACAGACAACUGGGCAGAUGGGUAGAAGGGUUACCCAACGAACGAAUUGGUAUUGAAUAAUAGAACCUUUACAAGAGAGUCAGUAAAUGACUGUAAGACGGGCGGGCAGGAGCACAAACAUAUGUAAGGUAUUGGAAGGGACUGAGGCAGACCAUGGCAGGCCUAAUUUGACAACUAUUUAACAGACCAGCAAUUGGCAGUACCUAAAAAAAGGAAAGAGCCGGGUUUUCUAUGUAAUUGCUACCUCUAUUCAACGACUGUCACGUGAUAUGCAAUAACAGAACGUGACGUGCAAUAUUUGACUUAAAAUGAAAGGACAAAAUGCCUCAACGUUACAGUAUGACGACAAAGCUCUGCUGGAUGGCUGACAAGACGUGCCUGUUUUGAACAAAGCAUUUUUUUUCCAUAAAGCAGUUUAUUUAUACUUGUUGAUAUCUCUAGAAAUUAAAAUACAAAUACAGUAUAGUCAGUACAAUAUCUUACGAUAUUGGGCGAUUGUCAAUGAUGGUAUUGUUUACAUUUGCCUUAUUGGCAUACGACUUUCCUCAGAGAAGGCUUCGUAUCAGAUGCACGUUGAUUCUAAACAUUCCAAGAGACUGCAAAACUUAGUAAAUAUUGGUAACGUUUUUAGCUCUUGGGUAUAAUGUACACACACUGUAGAAGGGGAUGUUGGCUUUCAAAAACUGCAAAAUUUCUUAAUGGUAAAAGCGCCAAUAAGCCCAUAUUGUACAUCCUUUGUGAAGGUUUGAGUUUUUGAACCUGCGUCGCACAAAAAGUAUUUAAGAAACACUAGGCAAAGUAAGCUUGGACAGUUACUCAUACCACUGGCUUUUCAAUUGUUGUAGCUCAUAUUUUUGCUUCUCAAUCAGACCCUGAAGUGCUUAUGCCAAUAAGGCAAAUACCGUAAACAAUGAUUCUCCUACUGUUAAGUAAAUAUCCUUGCACCAAAUUUGUUUAUUUUAAAUUAAGUUAAAUAAUUUAGUCUUAGAAUAACCAGUGAUGCAAGUUAUCUUUCCGUUUGAUCCAAAUGUUGUAUGAUAUAAAUUAUAAUUUGAAUUACAAAAUGUACUAUCUUUUAAAUUCUAUAUAAGAACAUUUAAUGGAUCUUACUAGUAAUAGAUAUUAUUUUACCACUAACUCCACAAGUUGGCAGGAUCAAUCAAAUCAUGUGCCAUAAUUGGCUACCUGAACAGGCAAGAUACAUGUACCCUCAUUUUGCCCAUUCAAGAUUCUCCAUUGUCCCAAGAAAGUGGUGUCCUGCACACAUGUACACGUACAUGUACCAUAU